GUCCGCUUUCGGUAACUCUGUUAUUUUGAGAAAUGACAUGACAUUGACGUUUAUCUUUUUGUUUACCAAACUCAUGAUGAAUUGUGAAAAUUAAAUCCAAUUGAGAGCCAAUUCAGCUACUUUUUCGUCUCCGUCACACGUAUAAGUUCAGCAUUUGUUUAAUUUUUCCCAAAUACAAUGAAUAAAGUUGUGAUAUUUGGCUCUACUGGCAUGACCGGCCUUUGUGCGGUCGAAGCUGCAGUUAAAAAAGGUCUAAAUGUGAGGGCCUUUGUUAGAGACCCCGCUAAACUACCCGAAAAUUUAAAAAGUAGUGUAGAAGUCGUUCAGGGCGAUGUUCUCAGCUAUAACGACGUUUUAAACGCUAUUAAGGGUGUGAACGGUGUGGUCGUCGUCUUAGGGACACGCAAUGACUUGAAACCCACAACUGCACUAAGUGAAGGAAUGAAAAACAUUAUCAAAGCCAUGAAAGAAGCUAAUGUGGAAGUUGUCUCCGUGUGUUUAUCAGCAUUUUUGUUUUAUGAACCUGAGAAGGUCCCUCCAAUGUUUAAAGACUUGAAUGCGGACCAUCAGCGCCAAUUUGAUGCAUUAAAGGAGUCUAGUUUGAAGUAUAUUGCGAUUUUGCCACCACACAUUGCUGACCAACCAGGGUCAGAUUAUGAGGUGAAACAUGACGCUUCUCCAGGACGGGCAAUUUCAAAAUACGACCUUGGAAGGUUCCUAGUGGAUUCCCUUUCCCAACCUGAACAUUAUGGGAAAGUUUGUGGGAUUUGCACAAAACAUUAAAAAUUUAGGACCACUGGAAGCUGAUUGAAAUGAUAACGUAACGUAAUUCAAGUGUUUAUUGACACAAUCAAGUUUAAAACGAAUUUACAACUCAAAUAAUUUAUCAAAAAUAAUCUAUUUGCACUUUUUCAUAUGGCAGUUGAGUCAUAAAAUUAGUUUUCAGUGUGCCAACUUUUGUACUGAAUCAUAAAUCUUUCCUCAUGUAAGUCUUCACAUUUUGAUUAAAACUGUUGGCGGGCAGAGGGGGCGGUUUUGGUGCCCCUUGGAAAUCCUCCUUGGUUUUAUUUUCAUUUUUACAAUUAAUGGUGCUAGUUAGGGGCAUGCAGUUACCGUAUAUAGAAAUAGGUUGACAUUCCAUGUAACCCAACUUAUUGUAAAAACCUUCUUGCCCUUUAGUUGACAAAUAAAUUGUUUUUAGUUGUAAAAAA
Messenger RNA from Tribolium castaneum (red flour beetle), 1211 nucleotides. RefSeq lists its product as uncharacterized. The transcript is spliced from 4 exons. Lineage: Eukaryota; Metazoa; Arthropoda; Insecta; Coleoptera; Tenebrionidae. Bases 178 to 783 code for a protein of 201 amino acids. Gene Ontology annotation, molecular function: biliverdin reductase [NAD(P)H] activity; riboflavin reductase (NADPH) activity. The record is from RefSeq and is a predicted model, not a curated record.